Molecule: messenger RNA, 1666 nt
Organism: Ailuropoda melanoleuca (giant panda)
Lineage: Eukaryota; Metazoa; Chordata; Mammalia; Carnivora; Ursidae
Gene: SH2D7
Product: SH2 domain containing 7
Exons: 6
Coding region: 236-1666 (476 amino acids)
Cellular component (GO): cytoplasm
Source: RefSeq, a predicted model, not a curated record
CUCAGCCAGGGCCUGGUCUCCAGCCGGGGCCGAGGCUGGAGGCUGGGGGAAAGGGGCCAGGAAGUCUGGGGCUUCCUCCCUUAUCCAGUUCCCCCGAACCCAGCUGCUAAUAGGAUGUUCCCCCAGUGUCUCCAGCCACACGAGGUGUCCGCCCCAGAGUCAGGAAGGAGAGCUGACAAUAGGGCUCCUGUGUGCUGUGGUGGCUGGGGGUUGGGGCAGGCACGGGCUCAGGCAAAUGAGCGGGGCGCACACAGAUAAAGAGGCAUGUGCGCGGUCUGCGCUCUGUUCCCAUUUAGCGCUGGCCAGAAUGGCGGGCAGCCUGAAGCGGCUCCCCGAAGAGGCAGGGGACAGCCGGGCCCUGGCCAAGCUGCAGGAGCUGGCCCUGACGUGGUUCACGGAGACGCAGGCGCCCCUCAUCCUGCAGGACGGAGCCCUGCCCCCCUGGUUUCACGGAUUCAUUACCCGCAAGCAGACGGAGCAGCUGCUUGGGGACAAGGCUCUCGGCUCCUUCCUCAUCCGCCUCAGUGACCGGGCCACCGGCUACAUCUUGUCCUACAGGGGCAGCGACCGCUGUCGGCACUUUGUCAUCAACCAGCUGCAGAACCGGCGCUACCUGGUCUCGGGGGACACCCACAGCCACACCACCCUGGCUGACCUUGUACGCCAUUACCAGGAGGUGCAGUUUGAGCCCUUUGGGGAGACCCUGUCUGCUGCCUGUCCCCGGCUGGAGGACAGUGAUCUCUAUGAUGCCAUCACCCUGGGCCUCCACCACACCAGUCUGGGCCUGGAAAACCCACCUGCCACAGCGUCCCCCAAGGAGGUCCCGGACGAGGCUGCCAGCCCCUGGUCCUGCCCAAAGCCUCAGGUCUCCCCCCUCCACACCAAGAAGAGCCUGGAUGCCAGUUCCAGCAGCUUCUCUGAGGACGAAUGGCUGGCGGCCCCCGACAGGGUGCCCCUCCUCCCGGAGAGGAGCGCCUCCCUCCUGGACGAGUCCUUUGGAAGCCCCAGCGGCAGCGUCUACUCAGCCCUGAGGAGGGUGAACCAGGCACGGCUAGGCCUGGGCACAGAGGCGUCCGGCAGGCCCCAGGCGAGCUCCCCAAGCAAGGAGCCCCCGAAGAGACUCUCGGCUGGAGGCCAGAACAGGCCUGAUGGCCCGGGGUCUGCCCUCUCUGGGGUGAGCUCUGAGCAGGGUCCUACGGGGCCUCCCACGCCCCGGGGCCACCUCCUGCCCCCUGCUUCUGAGGCCCCGCGAUCCUUGGCUGCCCCCUGGAGCCAGGCGUCUCAGAAGCUGGGCCACAGGGCUCAGCCCUGCUCCCAGGGCCGUUCUGCAGACACAUACGAGCUCCUGCAGACAGCAGGGCCCCCAUCAGAGCCCAGGGACAUGCCGGACCUAGAAGGCAGUGCCUACGCGGAGGUCCCGGGGCGCUGGGGGGGCCCAGCCAGGCCCCCGUGUCCCGGGACCAGUCCUCUAUCUAGCAAGCUGCCAGGAUCCGCAGACUACGGCUACGAGAGGCUCUCAGGGGCCCCGGAGCUCCCCGAGCCCAGGAACACCUAUGAACAAAUCCCAGCAGGCAGGAGCAAGGAGAUUGGACGGACACACAAGGUGGGCUCCAAGCCAGACAAGCUCCGGAAGAUCUUCUUUACCGACAAGAAGCACAAGUCCUGA